Molecule: messenger RNA, 1485 nt
Organism: Verticillium nonalfalfae
Lineage: Eukaryota; Fungi; Ascomycota; Sordariomycetes; Glomerellales; Plectosphaerellaceae
Exons: 3
Coding region: 1-1485 (494 amino acids)
Source: RefSeq, a predicted model, not a curated record
AUGAAGUGCCAACACACCGCCAUCCUUGCUGCCCUCGCUGGGCUCACUGCUGCUGAGGUUCCCCAGGAACACUCGCACGAGAAGUAUCUCAUCGCCGUCAACGAGCUCCUCCAGCUCAACAACCCCUUCAACAUUGCCGACUCCGUCUUUGGUUUCCUCGGUGCCGCCGCCGCUGCCGACGGUGCGGGUGACGUGACCAACACCGACUGUCUGCAGCAGAUCACUGCCGACUCGGCGUUCACAGGCGCCAAGACUGCCGGCGACAUCGACGGCAUGGCUAACGCCCUCAUCUUCCGCGCCCUCGAGCGCAACAGUCUCUCCGUGGGCGAGCGCAGCGCUCUGUGCAACGAGACGGCUGAGAACCCGGAGAUCGCCGCCAUCUCGCAGCACCAGGAUCCCGCGUCCGAGGGCGCCGCCGAGGAGAACAAGGCCAUCACUCUGGCUCUGGCGCAGCAGCUUGCACUUAUCGGAGCUGACCCCCAGCUUGCGCUCGAGUCGGGGACAUUCCCCCCUGGCGAGAUUGGGGACCCCACGGCCGCUGGCUUUACGUGCAACGACGCGACUGACCCCGUCGGCUGCAUUUUUACUGAGAACCUCCUCGUGCCUGACGCGACCCCUGAGGAGAUCGACGCUGCCGUUGCCGAAGUCCUUGCAGAGGGCGACGCCGCUGGCAUUGCUGACGGUGGCAACGUGAACGAUGCCCUCGUUCCCAUCUGCGAAGCCAUCGGAGCUGGUGCCGGUGCCGGUGCUGACGCCGGCGUCGUCGCCCCUCCCGCCAACGAGACCGCCGCCGCCGAUCCUGCCGCCUCCGAAGCCGUCGCAGCCCCCGUCGAAGAAGAGGAAGCCGCCGCUGGCGACGAGGCCGCCACGGCAACAGAGAGCAACAUCCAGACAUUCACCGGCACCCUCGGCGGCGCCGCGCCAGCCGUCGUCUCCUCGGCCGCCAACGCCGACCGCCCCUUCUCCGUCGGCGACGCGACCUUCACGACCGCCAACGCAGCCCUCUCGCGCUCCUGCGCCGUGCAGAACAACGCCUGCUUCAACGCCGCCAACGCGGGCCAGCUCGCCGAGGGCACGGCCGCCUGCUCGGCGCAGGAGGACGACUGUCUCGCCGCGGCCCGCCUGCGCAAGGUCCGCCGCAACGCGCGCGCCGUCACCCGCGGCGCCGACGGCCGCAUGCGCUUCGCCCGCGCCGCGCGCCUCGUGCGUCGCCAGAGCGACUUUGGCGCGUGCGCCGACCCCAGCAUCCAGUUUGCCGAGGGCCUCGACGGCCGGGCGGAGGCGAGCUUUGGGCCGGCGGGCGACUUUGACCACGGCAGCGCCAACAACGUCGACAUCAUCACAAGCUUCAUCUGUGGACAGCUGGGCUCACGGUGCGGCGCCGGCGAGGCCACCGUCGCUGCUUGCGAAGAUGGUGCUGCUGCUGCGAGUGGGUUGGAGGGGGAACAGGCUGCUCAGGCUUUCAACUCUGCGCUCGGACUGUAA